GCCUAAUAGACAGUACCGGUAUGUCUAUCGGUGUCGUCGCCGAUGGCGGCGGUAUUGCCGACACCAUUGGCCACAAUGAUUACUGGCCAUACGAUUGGCUAUCUAAUUGUUUGGACGAGUUUCGUGAAAUUUAUCUACCGAUUCACGGCUGGAUUAGUGUAAUUGUUUGCCUGUUUGGCAUAAUAGCCAACAUAUUGAACAUAACGGUGCUGACCAGAAAGGAAAUGAUUUCGCCGACAAACGCCAUACUCACGGGACUGGCAGUUGCCGAUAUGCUUGUGAUGACCACAUAUUUGCCGUUUUCAAUACACAACUUCAUUAGCUAUGGCCUAACGGAUAGCGAAAAAUAUUCAAAAGGUUGGGCAGUGUUUACCCUAAUUCAUGCCCACUCGUCGAUAGUAUCGCAUACUAUAUCCAUAUGGCUGACCGUUAUACUGGCCGUCUGGCGAUAUGUAUCUGUCAGUUUUCCGACUGAUAGCAAACAAUGGUGUAAUAUGUCUCGGGCCAAGUGUGUCAUAUUUUUCAUUUACAUUGCCUGUCCGAUAUUUUGUAUACCCAACUAUCUGACAUUUACAAUCAAUAGACACCAAUACAAUAAUACCAUCACUUAUAAGGUUGGUCUAAGCGAACUGGCCAAAUCGGUAAACUGGCCAACCGAGGACAGUUCGCUAGUCAAGAUAAACUUUUGGAUGUAUUCGGUAAUUACAAAACUGAUACCGUGUAUAGCCCUGACCUACCUGUCCCUGGCAUUGGUACGGGUACUCUAUAGGGCCAAUCAACGCAAACAGCGUCUCAAACAUCAUCAUCAUCACAAUCAUCAGGGUAUAGGAGGUGGUGUCGGUAUCAACUAUAACAGUGUAUCUACCGGUACCACCACCACCAACACCACCGGCGGUAGUAACAAUGUCGUACAUCCGGCACUGGUAGUCAGCAAUAGCCAACAUUGCGAUCGUACCACUCGUAUGCUGCUGGCCAUACUGCUGAUGUUUUUGAUAACCGAAUUCCCAUCGGGACUGGUAGCCCUGUUGGCCGGCAUACUGGGCGACAAGUUUCAGUACGCUGUCUAUCAUAAAGUAGGCGAACUAAUGGAUCUGUUAGCCCUGAUUAACAGUGCCAUCAAUUUUAUACUGUACUGUACAAUGAGCCGCCAGUUUCGGGUAACGUUUGCCAAAUUGUUUUGUACGUCGACGACGACCACUAUGACCACAAAUGACCAGACAAUGGCCGGCGGCGGCGGCGGUGCCUAUAAUGCCAACAAUCAGUCGACAAUGAUCGCCGGCGCCGUCACCAAUAACAACAUUAGUACAACAGCAGCUACCGGUGCUUGUCAUCAAGCGAAACAUCAGCAGCAGCAGCACCGACACCAACACAAGCAACAACAACGGCGCGAUAGUGUCGACCCGUAUACCUGUAAUACUACAUGUGUUUGAAGGACGACAUCCCCGACCCGAGCUCAAGGGACAGGGGCUGUGGGAGGGGUGGUUUGGUGUGUGUUUGGAAUGGGUUGAUGCGGGAGUUGUGUCUGUGUGUGUGUGUAGACACUGUAUCUAACAUACAUACAUACACACACACCCACCCAACGAAUCCAUUGUAAGGCCUCCUUCUCAGUGGUUUCUGAGAGAGAGAGAGAGAGAGA
Messenger RNA from Oppia nitens, 1636 nucleotides. Its product is annotated as G-protein coupled receptor dmsr-1-like. The record is from RefSeq and is a predicted model, not a curated record. Gene Ontology annotation, molecular function: G protein-coupled peptide receptor activity. Gene Ontology annotation, biological process: G protein-coupled receptor signaling pathway. The transcript is spliced from 5 exons. Gene Ontology annotation, cellular component: membrane. The coding region runs from base 21 to 1430 and encodes 469 amino acids. Lineage: Eukaryota; Metazoa; Arthropoda; Arachnida; Sarcoptiformes; Oppiidae.